UCGCCCCGCAUCAGUCCUUUUACGGAGACUGUUUCGUACGCACUUGUAUUGCCCGCGCGCACCACGCACGCACACCGCUCUCGUGCGCGCACACCAGUCAGUAACGACCACCGCGCGCACAGUCUUUUCCGCACCGGCGCCGGUAGUGAACGUGUUCGCGAGUGCGAUUUUCAAAAAAUACUACUACACCACCCGCUACGGUUUUUUUUUUUUUUACUACAAGUUUCCGUUUUUUUUUCUCUCACACGUUGUGUUUCGCAGUCGUUUUAUCAUCGGUUUUUAAAUAUAAUUACGUCCGUCGUGCGUCUCCGAUCAGCGAAACAUUGCCGUUCUUCCAUUAUUAUUAUUAUUGUUUUUAUUAUCAGUAACAUUGUUGUUCGCGAGCGCCGUCCCGUCGAUGGAUAUUAAUUUUUGUAACUAACGUGCCGUGUGUUUUUGUAAGAUUUUUCACAACGCGUUUUGGAUUUUCGACCGGUGGAUCCCUAACGUUUGUAAUUUUUUUUUCCCCGGCAAAAUUGCCGCCUUCGGGAACCGAGAGGAUAAGUGCGUGUGUUCGCGACACGCCGAGUGAACGUAGAGAACGACCGCUGGGAUUACGCGGACUAAAAUCACGUUGCCGGGUGCCGCCAACAUGGUGAACCCGAGCACGGAAUCCAUACUGAACCAGAUGACCAACCUGGCCAUGGACAUCGCCAUGGACUACGUGUUGCCGGCGUCGCCGAUGAGCGACGUCUGCAAGAGCGACCUGUACGAGUUCGAACGCGAAGUGGUUGCGGCCGCCAGCAGCAGCGUUAAUCUGCUCAGCAGUUUGGUGGCCAGCACCGUGGGAACGGCGAACGGCUGCUGCGGCCGGCCUCCCACGAACUUGUGCAAAAAGAACAGCUACAUGGGCGCGGCGGGUUGCGACUCGUGCGACGCGUGCACGGCCAGGCAUGCCGCGGACUCAACGCCGGGCAGAAGCUGCAGCGGGUCACCAUCGUCCGCGGGAUCGUACACGCCGUCUUCCACGUCCUCGUCGCCGUCCGCGCACCAAACGCCGCCGCAGCAGCAGCAGCAGCAACCGCCGCAGACGGCCGAGACGACGAUGGACAUCAGCUGGUGUCAGUUCGACGGGUGCGAGUUCGACACGGCCGACAACAGUUACCUGGACAUAUGCGAGUGGAUAUUCUACGCGGACCGGUACGCGCUGACCGACGAGAAUCGCGAGAAGGUGCAAAAAGCGUUCCAAAUGGUGCCGCCCGGUGAGGUGACGGGUUACGUGGCCGGGCCGCCGCCGUCCGUGGCUCUGCCGCAGCAGCAGCAAAAGAACGCCAGGAUGGGCGUCUCGUCGACCAUCACCACGAACGCGGGCGGCUCCGUGACCAUCAAGUCCGAGCCGCUGCACAUCAAAUCCGAACUGCUCGAUAUCAAAUCCGAACCCGAAGACGACUAUUUGUGGACCAGCGACAACCACUUGCAACCGAUCAUACUGAAAGCCAAACCGAACGCGGACAUACUGGAGAUCACGGAACUCGAUCACAGUUAUCUACAAUCAAACAGCUGCUCGGCCAGUUCGUCGGCGGCCGCGUCGCCCAUCAAACACCACCAUCACGCCAACCAUUUGGUGGACAUGCUGGGAUUGGUCACACCGCCCCCGUCCAGAUCGCAGUCUUCCGAAGAGGAAGAGAUUGAUGUGGUCAACGAUGGUUGGGACACGCCGGACACGCCGCGCAAGGGCGCCACCAUGGCAGACAUAAUGAAACGCGGCAUCGUGAAGAAACGCGACCAACCGGUGACCAAAUGGAAGAACACGGUGAAGCGGAAGCACAAAACGACCGCGGCUACAGUGGCUGCGGCGUACCCGAUGCCGCCGCCACCCCCGAAGAAACUGUGCGGCGGCGGGGGCCUGUCGCUGUUAGACAGGUUCAAGAAGGACACCAACUGGAAAGACAUGGUCAUUAAAGACGAGCCGCUGGACGAAGAGCCGGUCGACGAACUGAGUGCAGUCGAGCACGCGAUCCUGCGCGCCGAGAUCAAAGCGGAACCGUUGGACGGCGACGACGAGGACGACGAUUACGACAUGGACGCGGACUUUGAGUCAUUGAUGAAGAAUGAACCGGAAGACAUAUUCGACGACGAGUACGACGAUUACGAUGAUGAAAACGACGAUAUGGACUGGGACAAGGUGCUGGGCAAGAACAUCGGCUUGGACACGUCGUCGUCACCCAACGGUGGUAGCCGCGGGCACAGCAAAUCGUCCGGUGGUUCGUCGUCGUGCAGCUCGUCAUCGCACACGACGGCCGGUGGUCGGAAGAAGAAGAAAAAGAAGAAGGCAACCAAGAUGUCCAAGCAGCAGCAGCAGCUGCACUCGUCGAGCGGCUGCUCUGGCAUCGGAUCCGGCAAGAGGACCAAGUACGAUGGCGGCACGGGCACGUACAGCUACAAGACGAAGCUGAUGGACCCGGUGAAACGGGCGCUGCACAACGACCUGGAGAAGUCGCGGCGUGUUGAGACCAGCAUGCUGUUCAUGAACCUCAGCGAGCAGGUGUCCUUCCUGGAUGACAACCGAAAGAUACCGUCCAAGCUGAGCAUACUGCGCGGCGCCAAGCGGGAGUGCGACCUGAUGAUGUUGGACGAACGGCGACUGCUGUCCGAGAAGCACGUCAUGCAGCAGAAGCAGCGCAUGCUCCGGGAACGGCUGUUCGAACUCCGACGGGACCACUACCACCGGCGAUACGGUAAGAACAACCCUAAACAACAACAACAACAACAGCAACACCAACAGCAACAGCAGCAGCAUUAGUGUUAAAGUUUGUGCGGUUGUGCACGCUGCUGCGGCGUCGGCGGGGGUAGGAUUUGACCAGGUCCGAACAACCCCCGACCCGCUGCACGCGCUCUCACCACCUCUAUCCCAUCACCGAAAUUACACACACACAAACACACACGCUACACAUCCUCCCGGAGGAGGGGCGAUUGUCGCUCGUUCGUUUUUAUUUAUUUAACUCUUAUUUUUUCUCGUUUCAAUGAAAGGUUGCUCAAGUACACGUUAUGUUAUAACUAUUUAUUAUUAUUAUUAUUAUCACUCCAUAUACAUUGUGUGUGUGUAUAUUUUUUUAUAUAUAUAUAUGUAUAAAUAUAUACGUAAUUUUAUUAAAUAAUAUUAUCGAUAUGCAAUUGUGUAUCAUAUUACGUAUGUGCACGACACGACGUGCACAUACGCAUAAGAUAGAAACAUGUAAGUUUAACGCGUCCGUACUGCUGCGCUUAAGUUUAUUUUUUCCAUGAGUACGUUUUUUCGGUUCGGUAUUUUUUUUUUAACAUUUCGUUAAUUUUUUUCUAUAUCAUAGAAAGUACAAUUAUUUUUCUACCACCAAAUACAGUUCAGAAAAAAAACCUUCGGAAGAAUAUUAUAUACAUGUAUAUAUAUAUAUUUAUAAAAUUAUUAUUAAGAAGGCGUGUGUGUACAUACUUAAAAUAUUUGGUAGUAUUAUCGACGUACCUUUUCGGAGCUCAUCAUAUUUUAUCGAGUUUUUCUUAAAUUUUAUUUCCCGACCCCGGAACAUAAUUCGUACCCCCGCGCA
Sipha flava (yellow sugarcane aphid) is the source of this 3560-nucleotide messenger RNA. RefSeq lists its product as uncharacterized. Bases 632 to 2782 code for a protein of 716 amino acids. Gene Ontology annotation, biological process: regulation of transcription by RNA polymerase II. Gene Ontology annotation, molecular function: RNA polymerase II cis-regulatory region sequence-specific DNA binding; protein dimerization activity; DNA-binding transcription factor activity, RNA polymerase II-specific. Lineage: Eukaryota; Metazoa; Arthropoda; Insecta; Hemiptera; Aphididae. The record is from RefSeq and is a predicted model, not a curated record. The transcript is spliced from 3 exons.